Molecule: messenger RNA, 2658 nt
Organism: Marasmius oreades (fairy-ring Marasmius)
Lineage: Eukaryota; Fungi; Basidiomycota; Agaricomycetes; Agaricales; Marasmiaceae
Exons: 16
Coding region: 1-2658 (885 amino acids)
Biological process (GO): protein phosphorylation
Molecular function (GO): protein kinase activity; ATP binding
Source: RefSeq, a predicted model, not a curated record
AUGUCAUCUUUUCGAUAUCCGACCAUUACUCGCAGUGGACGGGUGGACGUUAAAAAAACCAGUUUAGGGUUGAAUUGGAAAGGGUGGAAAGAAAGAUGGCUGGUCCUCAAAUCUAGAACGCUCAUUGCCUAUAAAGAUGCGAACGAGGUCGAGAUCUCCUUUUACAUUCCUCUCAAUACGUUGAAGCGGCUGGAACACCGAGGUCAACGAUGUGUGUUACUCGUGACUCGAGGUUCUCAGUACUACCUGUCGUUUGACAGCAACAGUCAGUUGGUUGGCUGGUGUAGCGAUAUCCAGGAUCUGAGUACCAGUGGUUUCCCGGAAGACCUUUUCCCGUCACCAACAGAUGACUUGGAACAGAGCAUUGUAGAUCAGAUUAUAGAGGAGUACUGGAGCCCAACUUCGGAUUCUUCGCUGGACAAUAUCUACCCAUGGGACACGAACCCGAGAUCUGAAAUCACAGAGAAACCACCUGCGAAACAAGUGAAGCUCCAAGUUGAACAGCGCGUCCUCAUCCGAAAAGCUAUAUCUCUCCUUUGUCACUCUAUGGAACCACGCUUGUUGAGAAUAAGUGACCCUGGGGGCACAAAAGCUUUCGAUCUGGUCGAACUCCGUCUCAGAGCUCUUCUUAGGCUCAAAAGAAGAUGGAAGAAACAAAUAACCCAAGACGAAUUAGAUGCAGAAGAAAUGCAUGCCUUCUCGGAAGCUCUCGUCGACGGUUAUGUCCUGUGCCAACUAUUCAAUACACUGCAUUCAAGUCCCAUUAUUCGUCCUGAUAUUCGAGACACAGUCAAUGUUGCGAAAUUUCGGUCUCAGUGCGCUGAUUGUGGACUAUCUCCCAAGGAUAUCUUUUUCUCCGGUGACAUCGAGGAAGCGUCUCCCGAGUCUUUGACCCGAGUUGCACAAACAAUCACUGCCUUGGUGAAGGUGGUAGGGGAUACUUCGUCACGCAUCGCCACACGAAACGCUCUUGUGAAGUUUUCGGACAAUGAUGGUCCCUCUGGGAGUCCUGGAGCUGAUAUAUCUAUUGUUGAGAUUUGGGUAGACAGAUUUAUUGCGACUCGAUUGGAGAAGCCAAGUUUACGGUUCGACUCCGAAAGUGAAUUCGCACCCGCUUCUAGGAUUCAUAGGAUGGGAUUGAAGGGUACGACCACCGGCGCAGCCAUGAAACCCAAGAUCUACCAGAACCUUUUUGGUCUCGUCGCUGACAUUGUAGCGCAGUCUACUUAUCGACAAAGUACCAGCUUGAAAAGAGCCCUGGACAACCUCUACCGUUUUAUGUCAUGUCUGGAUUCUAUUUCAAGCCUUGUUGAAAGUCGCCAGUACCGCCUCAGAUUACUCCAGAUAUCGGCCGAAUUCAAACUCGAACCGACAGAUAAUAGAAGACUUCGGGAUGCUCUGCGGAAAGAUGAUCAAUAUAUCGCAGAGUUUCUGGCAACAACUCUUGAAUCUGAUGGUUGCUCUGAAGUUUUUUUGGGUCUGCAGGGAGAAGAUGCGCAGAACUGCGUUGAUUUGAUUCAAGACAUUCUCGAUAAGGCUUCACCUUCCGAUACUGGACUGUUCAAUGCCAAAGAACCUGAAAAGGAUGGCACGGACUUCAAACACCAUGCAAAGCGUCUACUUGUCAAGCUGUCAGAAUCCCAAGGUAUCUUGCCCGCUUGUUUAUUCAUCAAAGGCGUGGGACAGCGAGACUCGGAAGCAUUCUAUGGAGGUACUUUCGGCGAUAUCUACCGAGCGAGGUAUUGCAACGAAGAUGUUGCUUUGAAGCGAAUCAGGGUCUUUCAGAAUACGACGGACCGACACAAGAUAAUUCGAGGUCUUUGUCGUGAAGGUCUGCUGUGGCGAACUCUGAAGCAUCCCUACGUUUUACCCUUCCGCGGGAUGGAUGCAGAAACGUUCCCUUCUUUGCUGUGUAUAGUAUCGCCCUGGAUGAAGAACGGAACGAUGCUAAAACACUUACGGGAGAAUGGGCACGUAGAUGUCGAAAAAAGAAUAUUUGAGAUUGCUCAGGGCCUUGCAUAUCUUCACUCACAGCACAUCAUUCAUGGCGACCUCCGUGGGUCCAAUAUCUUGGUUGACGACGAGUGGCAUGCACGCCUAGCUGAUUUUGGGCUAGCUGUCUUUUCCGACGCUACCGUAGGCACCAAUUCAUCACAUCAUGCAGGUUCCGUUCGAUGGAUGGCACCCGAGUUGCACCACCCGCAGUCAUUCGGAUUGAAGUACUUCCGGAGAACUUUCGCUAGUGACGUUUAUUCGUUCGCUUGUGUUUGUGUCGAGCUGUACACCGGAAAGCCCCCUUUCGCUGACAUCCCCCACGACCCUGCUGCCCUAUUGCAAGUGAUGGCGGGGAACAGGCCAAGCAGGCCGUCCCGUCCCAAAUCACAAUCGGGUUCAGGGGAGAAUCGGGCUGUUAUGCCAGAUUACCUGUGGGACCUUGUCCAACUGUGCUGGAGUCACAACCGUGCGCAACGACCCUGUAUGACAAAGGUUGUGGCUCUUAUGCAGGCUGGAAAUGCAGAGUUGGUCCCUGUAGAGCCGCCUCCCUCGGAAAUUUUUGACAUGGACGUUUCGUUACACGGAUUAGCCCUAUCGGGCAAGCCGGGACUGGUCAGAGGUCGCAAAGGAGUGAGACGGACCAAGGGCAGUCGCUCCUUUUGA